Molecule: messenger RNA, 2793 nt
Organism: Aspergillus uvarum CBS 121591
Lineage: Eukaryota; Fungi; Ascomycota; Eurotiomycetes; Eurotiales; Aspergillaceae
Product: YagE family protein
Exons: 4
Coding region: 1-2793 (930 amino acids)
Biological process (GO): rRNA processing
Molecular function (GO): snoRNA binding
Source: RefSeq, a predicted model, not a curated record
AUGUUUGCGCAGUUCAUGACCGCGGCAAAGGGGCUAUUUCACCGAUCGACGGAAUCCUCCAACGGAAAAAGCACACUUCCCCAAAAACUCGCCUGGGACAGCGUCGUUACUAGCGCCGCCGUCAAUACACCGAAGAAGAAGAUGGUCACAGCCACUAGACGGCGGAAAUUUACCGCCGCGUCGUCCGCGGAGCCUGAAGUCAAUGGAAAUGCAAAAACGACGAUCAACGGGAAGCGCAAGUCCGACUCCAACACCACCACCACCUCCUCCUCCAAGAUGCAGAAUAGCAGCAAACGGCGAAAGCGGGGCACCAGUCUAGAGGACGUGCGGGAAUCUGAGGACGACGAGAUGGCUACCGCCACAAUGACGACAACGACUACUGCUAGCAAUAAGAAGGCGAAGACGGUGGAGGAGGAGAAGGAUAGUGAUAGUGAGGUCCAGGAGGAGACACCAGUUGCUGCUGCGGCUGCUGCUCCCCCGGCUAUCAAGAAGAAACAUUUCCGAUUCGAUAGCGAAGAGCCAGAAGUGCCCGAGAUGGAGGAGGAGGAGGAGACUGCGGAGACGCCGCAGGGCUUGGAUGCGGACGAGGAGGAAGAUAGCAGUGACGAUGAGGCUCCCGAGGCCGUUGAUAACUCCGCGCAACUGUCCAAGAUCCGGAUAGAGGCGAAGAGACAGGAGAGGGCUAAGCAAAUAGAAGAGCAAUUGAAACGAGACAAGAGGAAACAACUCGACGAUCUACGCAAGCUCCAGGCGAAGUCGGCCAGCAAGAAACGAGAGGCUGAGGAUCAGCUCUCCGAAAGCACCGAGACCCUUCAGGGUACCACGACAGAAAGUGCCCGGAGGUCUGCGCUCCCCGCUCUGCUCCCGGACGAUAUCCUGAAUGCCGCCCCCGACGUUCGGCCCCCGACCCCUCCCGCAGAAGAAAUGGAGAUUGUGCGACCCAAGCCCACCAAGAUGAGGUUCCUGGACAAGAAGGAGAAGGCCCCGAAGGAUUUGCAGAUGGGCGACGUCACGAUCCGUGUAUUGGAUGGAGAUGUAUCACGGAAGAAGUCGAAGACUGCACUCCCCCCCAAGUCCUCGAAGAGCAGUCAGAACGCGAGACAAGCCUGGCUGAGUGCAGCUCGCAGUACGGCUAAGGUCAACGGGAUGAGAAGAACGGCUGGAGGUUCCUCGGGGUUUUCACCCACCAUGGUUUCCAUCACAGAAUCUUCUCCCCUCCUCCCCCAACAUCAGCCGCCUUCCUCCACUAAUACGUCACCGCGAGGAAACCGAGCCUCUCGGACGGUGACAUUCAACCCAUUGGCCACUGUCAGCACAUAUCACGACACUACCGCCGCAGACCCGACCUUUAGACCGCUUCAUUCCGGUUCUUACCCUGCAUCCAAUUCUCAGAACGCUGGCCCACCCCGACCGACCGGCUUGUCCGCCUUAAAUAGCAAGCUCCGCCGCCGCAAUAGCCAUGGAGCACCUUACAGCACCGCCGGUGCCCCAUUCGCGACAGCCCCCAAGGUCGGACCGCAGCGAACGACGAAGAACGCACAGAAGCUUAAAUUACUGCCCGAUCCCGUGACCGAAGAAGAACUUGCCGACGGCGACUUUCCGUCCGAUGUCUACUCGCAAAUCGCCCGCAUCAAAGAACCGACCGCCCGCAGUCACGCUGCAAGUCUGGGAAAGGCGGAUCGAGAGCGAUUGCCCCGCGUUACAGCCUACUGUACCGCCAAUUCGUAUCGUUUGGAGGGGGUGGUGCGGUUUCUCAAGUCCCGCGCAAAGACCCGCGGAGCCAACCCGAAGCUCUACGAUGAGUGCGUAUACUCGCCGUAUGACUACGACUACGAAGCAAAGCAGCGAGGCACAUGGAAUCUUCCGAGCAACGGGCUACAUUCACCGCAAUCCCAACCGCCGAUACGUCCUGCUGGAGAACGCCGGUACUCGGACAGUGUUGUGGAAGUGCAAGACAACACCAACGCCCGCCGGGAAGAUCUCAUCGACCUGAGGGAUUCGGAGUCGCACCGUCAACAAGAUGACCACGAAAGCGCCGUGGUCGAUUCCACCGCAUCGGCAUCCCAAAUAGAAGCAGCUCCUGAUUUCGACACCAAGGUCCACACCCCGGAGGUGUUCCUCUUCGACUACGGCACUGUGGUCAUCUGGGGCAUGUCCCCCGCGCACGAGUCACGAUUCUUAUCCGAUAUCUCCAAAUUCGCUACUUCCAUUCUCAGUCCCGAAGACACGCAGGUCGAGAACUUCAACUUCUAUUAUGCGCGCGAAUACCAAGCUCGGAUCUACAACGAUUUCAUCUCCCUCCGUGACCCGCGGAAUUACAUGAUCAAGCUCGCCAUCUCCCAUGCUCUCGCCCAGUCCGUCAAGACAUCCCUGUUCGAAGAUCUCGUCUCCGAGACCAUCUCCAACACCGCACCACUCCCGGCCCAGAUCGCCCAGACCGGCAGUGUGAAUCUCACCCGGCGCCAGAUCAAUAUGCAGGUCGGAGAGCUCUUCAUCUUGCGAAUCAACAUCCAUCUUCAAGGCUCCGUCCUCGACAGUCCGGAACUGAUGUGGGCAGAGCCCCAAUUGGAGCCUGUGUACCAGGCUGUGCGGAGUUACCUCGAGAUGGACCAGCGAGUGAGUCUCUUGACGGAGCGGUUAGACGUCAUUGCGGAUCUGCUUGCCGUCCUGAAGGAUCAAUUAACUCACCGCCAUGGUGAGUACCUCGAAUGGAUCGUUAUCGUUCUCAUCGCCGCCGAAAUUCUUGUCGCGGCCAUUAAUAUUCUAGUCGAUCUCUACGCCGGCGUGGAAUAA